Nothoprocta perdicaria is the source of this 1435-nucleotide messenger RNA. It is a transcript of the gene MED6, whose product is annotated as mediator complex subunit 6. Gene Ontology annotation, biological process: regulation of transcription by RNA polymerase II. The transcript has 8 exons. The record is from RefSeq and is a predicted model, not a curated record. Gene Ontology annotation, cellular component: core mediator complex; mediator complex. Gene Ontology annotation, molecular function: transcription coactivator activity. NCBI's taxonomy places the organism in Eukaryota, Metazoa, Chordata, Aves, Tinamiformes, Tinamidae. Bases 22 to 762 code for a protein of 246 amino acids.
GGCGGAAGUGCGCGCGGAGCCAUGGCGGCCGUGGACAUCCGAGAUAACCUCUUGGGAAUUUCCUGGGUUGACAGCUCCUGGAUCCCAAUAUUGAACAAUGGGAGCGUGUUGGACUAUUUCUCAGAGCGAAGUAACCCUUUCUAUGACCGAACAUGUAACAAUGAAGUUGUCAAAAUGCAGCGGAUGACCCUGGACCAUUUGAACCAGAUGAUUGGAGUGGAGUAUAUCCUUCUUCAUGCUCAAGAGCCCAUUCUCUUCAUUAUCCGCAAGCAGCAAAGGCAAUCUCCAACACAAGUUAUUCCAUUGGCUGACUACUAUAUUAUUGCUGGUGUGAUUUAUCAGGCACCUGACUUGGGGUCCGUCAUUAACUCCAGAGUUCUCACUGCAGUGCAUGGAAUUCAAUCUGCUUUUGAAGAAGCUAUGUCCUACUGCCGCUAUCACCCCUCCAAAGGCUAUUGGUGGCAUUUCAAAGACCAGGAGGAACGAGAGAAGGCUAAACCAAAAGCCAAAAAGAAAGAAGAACCAAGUUCUAUUUUCCAAAGGCAACGAGUAGAUGCUUUACUUCUAGACCUGAGACAAAAGUUUCCACCUAAAUUUGUUCAGCAAAAGCCUGGAGAAAAGCCCAUCCCAGUGGAUCAAAUCAAGAAGGAACCAGAACCAGCCCCUGAAGCUGUCAAGCCAGAGGAGAAAGAGACUGUAAAGAAUACUCAGCAGAGUGCUGGCACUAAAGGACCUCCUGAAAAACGAAUGAGACUCCAGUGAAGGAAGUCAUUGCACAUCUGCAUUAAAUCAGUACCUGGAAGUCUACAGGAGAUUCUUGCUCCUUUCCUUAAUAUUUAAGCUCUUCACCAAGACUAUGAAAGUUUGAGGAGUGGAGUCCCUGUAACAACUCUUUCUGUAGAAACCUAUUACAGAACUGUCAAUGGCAGGAUGUGAGCUGCUUCAAAGAACGUGUUCUCAGUUUUCACUCUGGUUUGCAAGCUGACUUCUGAGAAGGGUUUUUACAUUGAGGUAUAUUUUUCAGCCUCCCGAAAUCGUUACAAUCCCCUGUGUUUUGGUUUUCUAUGCUUAAAAAAAAACCACAUGCUUUGAUCAAGAACAAGUCUUUUCUUAUAAAUCAAAUCCUGGGUGCUAGGUUGCCUUCCUUAAAUCCUUACUUUGUUAGUGAAUAUGGCGUAUGUACUGGCAGAAAAAUUUCCCUGGAGAUCAGAAUAUGUCUGUUUUGAGGAAGCCAAAUUUAGCUAAAGAAUUUAGGCUAAUAUAAAUUGCCGUGUCUUUAGUAUGUUUGGAAUGCAGAUUAAAGAUUAGGUAAUCAGAGGCUCAAAUCAAUGUAAUUAGAUGUCAAACUGCUGCAAGUUUCUAAAUGACACUUUUUUUAUUUAAAGAUUAAUGACAACUAAGCUUUUCUCUUAGAAUAAAGCUAGUUUUUGUCCAA